This is a messenger RNA of Gavia stellata (red-throated loon), 780 nucleotides long. It is a transcript of the gene MSX2, whose product is annotated as msh homeobox 2. The transcript is spliced from 2 exons. Lineage: Eukaryota; Metazoa; Chordata; Aves; Gaviiformes; Gaviidae. Gene Ontology annotation, cellular component: nucleus. The record is from RefSeq and is a predicted model, not a curated record. Bases 1 to 780 code for a protein of 259 amino acids. Gene Ontology annotation, biological process: embryonic morphogenesis; regulation of transcription by RNA polymerase II. Gene Ontology annotation, molecular function: RNA polymerase II transcription regulatory region sequence-specific DNA binding; DNA-binding transcription factor activity, RNA polymerase II-specific.
AUGGCUUCUCCUUCCAAGGCGAAGGAGGUUUUCUCCUCCGACGAGGAGGGCCCGGCGGCCGGCGCCGAGGAGCACCACAAAGUCAAGGUGUCCAGCUUGCCGUUCAGCGUGGAAGCCCUCAUGUCCGACAAGAAACCCCCCAAAGAGCUGCCGCUGGCCGCGGCGGGGGGCAGCGCCGACGGGGCGGCCGUGGGCACCUCCAGGAACCUGCUGCUGCCGGGCCACGGCUCCCGGGACGCGCACAGCCCCCCUGGGGCGCUUACAAAAACCUUCGACACCGCUUCGGUCAAAUCGGAGAACUCGGAGGACGGCACGUCCUGGAUCCAAGAGGCCGGGAGAUACUCCCCUCCGCCAAGACACCUGAGCCCCACUGCCUGCACCCUGAGGAAGCACAAGACGAAUAGGAAGCCCCGAACCCCGUUCACCACUUCCCAGCUGCUGGCUCUGGAGCGCAAGUUCCGCCAGAAGCAGUAUCUGUCCAUCGCCGAGAGAGCCGAGUUCUCCAGCUCCCUCAACCUCACAGAGACCCAGGUCAAAAUCUGGUUCCAGAAUCGGAGGGCCAAGGCCAAGAGACUGCAGGAGGCUGAGCUAGAGAAGCUCAAAAUGGCAGCGAAGCCCAUGUUGCCAUCGGGGUUUAGCCUCCCUUUCCCCAUCAACUCUCCCAUCCAAGCUGCCUCACUGUAUGGAACAUCCUACCCUUUUCACAGACCUGUGCUUCCUAUCCCGCCCGUUGGACUCUAUGCUACUCCCGUUGGAUAUAGCAUGUACCACUUAUCCUAA